AUGCUGCAAAUACGAAGAUUGCGGUAUUCUCAACCUGCUAAUGCUCUGUGUAACGUGUUUGCGGGCGCAAAUCAUGCCACGCACAGUCCAUGCCGAAUCGAGUACCUGCAUGCCCAGUACGCACUGAUUCUUAUUUACAUCCUUCGCAUACGAAAAGGAGGUUGCAAACUCCUUUCGAUUGAAGCGUGCCGUUUCCAGGCCAAAGCUUCCACCAGGCUGAGGCUUCAUCCCAAUCCAUUCAUUAUGAAGACGUCCCUCGCGCUUGCAAUGGCUUCGGUCAUGCGCAUGGCGUGUGCCAACAUGGAGCUCAUUCCUAGGCAGCUUAAUGUUCAGGAGCCGGCUGCGGAGUUUGCGGCACUGUGCCCAACGUGUUGUACAAACACGAUUCUACGGACUACCAUCAAGGAAACGUUUUUUUCUACCAAAACGCAGACUGUCUAUUUGACUGCCACGCAGCACGAUGUAUCGACUCAGAUCCAGCAUGAGACGGAAUUUGUGACCAAGACCUCUGUGUCGACCUUUACCACCUCCUACCCCGUCACCGUCACGAGACAGAUCAACUGCACAAAGAAGCCGCCUGCAUCGUCCGCCGCUUUGAAGGAGCGUACCUAUCCCAUCAGCGAAGCACCUCUGGAGUGCGACACGGUGACGACCACAGAAUGGCGAACUACCACGGCAACAAAGACAGUUUUGGUCCCUACCGCGUCGAUUGUGCCAACUACGGAAUGGAUAACCGCAACAGCAACAAAAACAGUCUUGGUCCCUACAGUGUCGCUUGUGCCGACCACAAUGACAAAUAUCGAAACUGUGACGCAGACUCGCAACCCGUCCGUCACGGUGUGGCUGCCGACAACGUACACAACAAUCAUUACGCGCACAUCUCUCUAUCCCAUCACCGUCACCUCGGAGCACGAUGUGACUGUGACAAGCACAGCUACUAGCACAGAAACAAUCAUCAAGACUAUUACCACGAGUUACCCCGUCGUGACCCACGACACUAUCACAGUGCCCGGUUCGACUGUUACUCGGCCUGGUUCGACCGUUACCCAACCUGGCUUGACUUUUACCGUGCCUGGCUCAACAGUCACCCUUCCUGGCUCAACCAUCACCCAGUCCGGAUCGACUGUUGUGCUGCCCGGCUCGACUGUCUCCGUGCCCGGCUCAACCGUCACCCAGCCCGGAUCGACCAUUGUGCUGCCCGGUUCUACGGUUGUGCUGCCCGGCACCACCGUGACAGCCACAACCCGGAUCUCAGUGUGCCCUUCUCCGAACGGCUUCUUUGCGCCGCUCGAUCCAAGCUCCAACCUCACAUUCGGCUGCUCCCCCGGCAGCGUCUGCGCGCCGCGCAUGCCCGCCGGCUGCAACCUGUGGCCCGGCCCGCCGUCCGACGACUUUCUCUGCUGCGCGAGCGACUGCUUCCCCUCGCCACCCUUCACGCUCACCCACUGGCGGGACAACGAGACGAGCUACUACCCGCCGUCGCCUGGAUACUACAACCUCGACCCCACGAGGUUCGGCCUCACGUACGACAUCUUUGAGAGCCCGGAUGGGCGUGGUGGUGGGCAGCAGGGUCUGCGGUCUCCCGUCAAGCGUGCCACCGCGCCGUCGCAGUGCUUCGACGAGUGCAACAACGUCUUUGUCACGGCAGAGGCUGGCGGCAAGACGGACGAGCUCUGCCGCGCGGGCUCUCCGUUUCGGAUUGGCUUCGACCUGUGCACGCACUGCAUCGAGCUGCACGCCAGUGUACUGAGCAACGCCCUCGAUGACUAUGUCGGGCCGGUCUUUGCGCAGUUUCUCAAUUUUUGCAAGGGCCGUCGCUCAGUGCCGCAGUCGUCGUCUGUUGACGCCGUGCCGGGCAGAGUCACCACGGCCGGCCCAGAGCCGAAGACGUCGACUCAAACACUGCAAACGAGCACCCAAGUGUCUGCGAGCUCCGGUAGCUUUGAAUCUCCUCCUCCUAGCACCGCGAGCUCGCAGACAACUUCGGCGUCGGCAUCAGUCUCGCAAUCCAGCGCUGCGGCUGGGGAUGCAGAGCCCUCUGCCAAGACCAUGUCAAGUGCCGAGAGCAGCGUCACGGCUAAUACCAGCAGUGGUGGCAGUUCUGUGAAGACGAUCAGUGGAACUGCAUCCAGCUCUUCUACGGACAGCAGCACAAAGAGUGGCAGCACAGGUGGAGGGUCUCGGUCGACACCCUCUGGCUCGACUACCCGUGCAGCCGCCUCUGGUUCCACUGGCAGCGACACUGGCAGCGCUUCCAAAACCACUUCCACCACUGCGAGCGACUCCAAAGCUACGCCUUCCACUGGCAGUGAUAGGACGUCCUCUCCUAUCGGCACUGUCACCGCAGCGACUGCUACGCCCGAAAGCACGUCGUCUGCCGUGGUUGCCAAUCGGGCCGCAGGCCGCUUUGAAAUCGGCGGUGCAGUAGGAAUACUGAUUACAGCUAUGGCUAGUUUUAUCCUUAUCUAG
Akanthomyces muscarius is the source of this 2469-nucleotide messenger RNA. RefSeq lists its product as uncharacterized. The coding region runs from base 1 to 2469 and encodes 822 amino acids. The transcript is spliced from 7 exons. The record is from RefSeq and is a predicted model, not a curated record. Lineage: Eukaryota; Fungi; Ascomycota; Sordariomycetes; Hypocreales; Cordycipitaceae.